Molecule: messenger RNA, 1677 nt
Organism: Nicrophorus vespilloides
Lineage: Eukaryota; Metazoa; Arthropoda; Insecta; Coleoptera; Silphidae
Product: fatty acyl-CoA reductase 1
Exons: 8
Coding region: 78-1613 (511 amino acids)
Biological process (GO): long-chain fatty-acyl-CoA metabolic process
Cellular component (GO): peroxisome
Molecular function (GO): alcohol-forming very long-chain fatty acyl-CoA reductase (NADP+) activity
Source: RefSeq, a predicted model, not a curated record
AUGAGCCUCUAUAUUCAUAUAAUGCUGCAUAUUGUGUGAACAUUUCUUCCUUCUCAAUCUUCCACCAGCAAUUGGCCAUGGCGGACGAUUUUGGUAUUCCCGAAUACUUUGCGGAUAAAAAUGUCUUUGUCACCGGAGCCACCGGUUUCAUGGGCAAAGUCCUCAUCGAAAAAAUACUUCGUUGCUGCCCGAAUGUCAACAAGAUCUACAUUCUACUGAGACCUAAACGGGACUUAAACCUACAAGAAAGAUUGGAUGCAAUGUACAAGAUUAAACUUUUCGAUAAAUUGAACGAAUUGUAUCCGGACGCAAUGAAAUCGAAAAUCAUUCCCAUCGCUGGCGAUGUUGUUCAAUUGGGAUUAGGAAUAAGCGCUGAGGAUCGUGAAUUGUUGAAGAGGAAUGUUAACAUUAUCUACCAUGCAGCAGCAUCGGUUCGCUUUGAUCAACCAUUGAAUGAAGCCAUAAUCAUGAAUACCAGAGGAACGUUAGAAGCUUGCAAAUUGGCUUUGGAAAUGAAGAAUCUCGAGUUGUUCAUGCACGUUUCAACGGCUUAUUGCCACACAUCUCUAACCAGAAAGGUGAUCGAAGAGAAAAUCUAUCCUCCGUAUGCCGAUUGGAGGAAAUCCAUCGAGAUCGCUGAGAAUAUGGAUCCGCAUACCUUGCAGAUCCUUUCGAAUCUUUACAUGUCAGGAUUUCCAAACACUUAUACGUUCACAAAGUCUUUAGCCGAGAAUGUCGUUUACGACCUUUUAAACAAUGUAGUGCCAAACAUUAUUUUAAGACCGUCAAUCGUUACAUCGGCCGAAAAGGAUCCUCUUCCUGGAUGGAUUGACAAUUUCAACGGGCCGGUGGGAAUUUUCCUGGCGUGCGGAACUGGUAUAGUUAGAAUUAAUUAUGUAACCGAUGCAGUCGCCGAUUAUGUAUCAGUGGAUGCGGCAAUCAAUGGAAUACUAAUGGGCACUUGGUACAAAACUAAGAACGAGCCGGAAGAAAUUAAUAACACGACGGUCUACAACUGUGGUUCGAACGGCGUAGUUUCAGUUAGCUUACAUGAACAAUCGACGAUCGCCCAUGGUCUUGUCUGGGACAACCCUUUGUCCAAUUCAUUAUGGUACCCAAGCAAAAGCGAGACCAGCAACAUUACGAUUUAUUAUAUAUUAGUAAUGUUACUACACUUCCUACCUGCAAUCGUUUUGGAUGGUCUAUUGAAGCUAUUCAACAAAAAACCGAUGAUUCUUAAAAUUCAUAGAAAAAUUUACAGUGCGGUAAUGGCGCUGAAAUAUUUCAUAGAAAACGAAUGGACUAUUGUAAACGACAAACUACUAGAGUUGGAAACCGUCAUACUUCCCAAAGACAAAGAGAUGUUCGGAUAUAACGUAGAAAACUUCAAUAUACACUUGUACUUCGAAAACGCCUUUAAUGGAGCAAAACAAUAUCUGCUGAAGGAAAAGGCAGAGGACCUUCCAGCUGCAAAGAAAAAGAUACAAAUCCUUUAUUUUAUGGACGUUUUCUUAAAAUACGCAUCAUAUGGUUUACUGAUAUAUAUUAUAUACAAAUGUAAUGUACUUUCAUGUACAUCGAAAUGGAUCAGCGAUUAUUUUGAAGCCCUCUAGGACACAUUUAUAUUUAUUGCAAUCGUGAAAACAAUGUUACGUAAAAUAAAUCAAACAAAAUUCA